Molecule: messenger RNA, 4043 nt
Organism: Ceutorhynchus assimilis (cabbage seed weevil)
Lineage: Eukaryota; Metazoa; Arthropoda; Insecta; Coleoptera; Curculionidae
Source: the annotation of a GenBank genome assembly
GGGAUUUUUGUUGAAAGAUAAGAAUAUUUUUCAAAUAAAUCUCAUCAUGCUUUUGAAUUAUUUUUUUAAUCUUUCAUUAUAUUUUUCUAGAGAGAGGUGGUUGAAAAGGCAAUCCUGACAACUAAAUAAUAAUAGGGCAGCCGGUACUGAUAUGGAUUACCUAUUGAGACUAUAUCUUCCGAACUUAGAGAUGCCGCUAUAGUUGCUAUUUUUAAAAAGAGAGACCAGGCUCAAUAUCGAAAUUACAUACAGGAAUAUCUUUACUUGCUGUUGCGGGAAAAAUACUUGCCAGGAAAAUAUCAAAUCUUCCAAUCUUAACUCCCGGAGAGAAUCUCCCAGAGACACUGUGUGGCUUUGGACCCAACCGAGGUACAGCUGAUUUUCAGUGCAAGACAAAUGCAAGAGAAAUCCAGGGAGCAAAAUCGCCCUCUAUACAUGGCCUUCAUAGAUUUAGUUAAAGCAUUUGAAUCGGUCAAAAGAGAAGGAAGAUAUUAGCAAAUGUUGGGUGUCCGCAAAAGUACCUACAUCCAAAUACUCCGCCUGCGACAUGAUAAUAUGAAAAUCUUUUCAAAUAACUACAGUACAGCCGUUAAACAGGGCUGUGUUAUUGCAACCACUUUAUUUUCUCUAUUCAUAGGAUCCAUACUUAUGUCGAGUGUCACCUGUCAUCAGGAGUGGAAAUUCUGUAAAGACUUGAUGGCGGCGUAUUCAACCUAAACAUAUUACGAGUCAAGUCGAAAGUAUCGACGGCAUCGAAAAUUGAACUUCAAUAUGCGAAUGAUAACGUCUUGAUGGCCAAUACAAAGGACGAUCUUCAGGCAAUUAUCAAUGCAUUCAACAAGGCAUACAGGAAAAUCGGCCUAGCGGUCAACUUCAACUAGACACAGAUUCUGCACCUAUUUGCACCAGGCACUAAUUUCCAAGCCACAAAUAUAACUAUAAACUACCAUUCUUUGUAGAAGGUAGAACACUACCCAUACCUUGAAAGCCAUCUGUCAGCGAAUGCAACCACGAACGCUGAAAUCCAACAUCGCUUGAAGUGUGCUAGUGCGGCGUUCGGGCGACUUCUAGAGAGAGUUCUCAACAAUCACGACAUCAGCGCUGAGAUCAAAUUUCAUGUCUACAAUGCAGUUGUGAUACCAGCACUUACAUACGGCUGCGAAAUAUGAACCACCCACAGAAGACACAUAACAAGCCUAGAAAAAUACCACCAGCGAUGCCUAAGAAGGAUCCUACGGACAAAAUGGUAGGACCGACAAACGAACCUUACUGUCUUAGAGGAAGCCAACACAACUAUCUGGAAGCCCUCAUUAUAGAGUACCUACCAACUUCGCUGGACGAGUCACCUCGUCCGCAUGCCCGAAACACGUCUUUCACAGCAGAUUCUCUACAGUCAACUGGAAGAGGAAAAACCAAAUCAAAGAGGUCCAACAAAAACAUUACAAAGAUGUUCUUAAUAAGUCUGUUCAACCCGCCAAAAACCUGUCCUAAAAAUGGUUUCGGAACCACUCUGUAUACGAAUUUGGGAUUCUACGCACAAACUUUACGUUUUGCGCAGAAUCUGACGGUGAGAUGUACGGUUUUACGGUUCCCUGCUGGGUCGGAACAAAGCUAUCGAGAAUAUGGAAUAAUUAUAAUACCAAAAAAUGUGAUAAAUUUGGAGUUUAUAACUUGUGCCUUGCCUACACCACAAAAUAGGUAUCGAAACGCACCAACUUUUGAAUGCGGAAAAAAAAGGACCUGAGCCAAAUUGUUUUGAGAAAGCAUAAUAAUAAUCCUACCAGCAAAAUACAGCCAUAAAACUGAAAAAAAGUUAUCCUCGACAGAUUUCCCUCGGGAUUUCUCACAAUAUACAAGUGUAAUUUACAAUAUUGUUCUCGUAAAUGUCUAUGCUAAUAGUAAUGUCAAUCAUCUAAAGAAAACAGAAAAAUGGGGACGAACAUCUACAAGAAAAACACCAAGAAUCACUGAACUGCAAUCUCAGAAAAACAAAAUAAUAAUAAUUCCAAAACGAUGGUGUAGAUCCAGACAAAGUUCAUUUUUGUUAUGCUGAUGAAGCUACAACGUAGCAAAAAAAAUUCAAUUAUUUUAAGUACGUUUUUAUUUAACAAAUCUUGUUGUUGAUGUUUAAUAGUAGGUAUAAAACAUUUUUUUCUACGCAAAAGAGAGAAAUAAUCUGUUGAAUUACGUAGGGUUGUUUCAGAGCUGGCGUCAAAUUCAUAUUCUAUUGAAACAUCCAGUAUUAUAAAAUCCCAUCAAAUGUAAAUGACAUUAAAAUUCUUGUCGAGAGUUAAGUGUUGUAAUUAUAGAAUUAUCAAGCAUAAAGACUUCCAUUUUAUUAAUUGUUAUGCAUCUUUAACAUUUAAUAUGAGCUGACGUCAUUUUAUUUUAUUUUUUACAGUUGUUAGGAAACCGAUGUGCAAGCAAUGUUUUGGUAUAGUGUCGCGAUAAUCUGGGCCAGUUGGUAUGCUGAUUGUGUUUCGUGUUUAUUGCAUGCGAACAAUGUUUGCCGGCAAUUGAGAGAUUACAGCACAAUUGAGACUAAUACGAAUUGCAGUUAUAAUCCAGAUGUUGGAUCUACACCAAGACUUAUUGCCAAACGCUACGGGUAUCCAUUUGAGAACCAUGAAGUGACAACCCACGAUGGAUACAUUUUGAAUCUACACAGAGUACCUGGACCAAGGAACACCAUUUCGAAAAAUGGCAAAAAGAGGACACCUAUAUUCAUUGUCCAUGGAUUGGCUGCUAAUUCAGCGUUUUCGUUCAUGCAAGGAAAAAAAUCGAUAGCAUUUUACUUGGCCGAUAGCGGCUUUGAUGUAUGGUCAGGAAACUUGAGGGGUAACACUUACGCCAAUAAACAUAUAAAUGGAACAGUUUCCAAUGCAGAGUAUUGGGAUUUCGGAAUUGAAGACAUCGCUCUCAACGACCUUCCAGCCAGUAUAGAUUACAUAGCGUGCCAAAUAGGUGAAAAAGGAAAUCUGAUAUAUAUCGGACACUCCAUGGGGACCACCGUUUCUUACAUUUAUUCGACGUUAAUGAGGAAACACGCCGGGGAAAAUUUGAAAGCAAUCAUAUCGAUGGCUCCUGUUGCUUACAUGACCAAUACACAGGGAUUAUUUAAGACGUUAGCGCCUAGUACAGAACUUUUAACGGGCAUUUUAAAAUCAAAUGGCAUCUACUACAUUGGUCAAUUUCCUUUUACCUUCCCAGUUAUCAGCGAUUUAUGUGGAAAAUAUCCUUUUAUAAACUUAUGCAAUUUGGUUACAAUUCUUGCAGGUGGAUAUUCAGAAUCCCAAUUUCAGGCAGAAAUCUUACCAGUUUUCUGGAGCUUCUACCCGUCACCAAUCAGUCUAGGAAUUCUCCAGCAUUUUUCUCAAUUUUCUGGAGGUAGAUUUGCUAGGAGGGACUAUGGUCCGUCUGGAAAUAUGGAUAGGUACGGCAGUGAUAUACCUCCUGAAUAUGAUGUUAGCCAGAUACCAGUUCCAGUCCAUUUGUUUGUUGGUCAAUAUGAUGCUAUUGCCACUUUAAAGGAUGCCGAACAUUUGGAAUCUAAAAUUAAUUCUGGAUCAGCAGUAGCAAAAGCGAAAUUAUAUAUGUUUCCAUAUGAUCAUAAUAAUUUCUAUACGGCAAAAAUAUCGAAGCCUCUAUUCAAAACUAUCGUGCAAAUUGCUCGGACGUAGCUGUACCUACCUCUAUAUAGUUCCUUAGUGCUUCAUUAAAAGGGUGCCGGAGAUCUGGAAGAAAAAAUCAAUUCUCCUGAUACUACAAAGCAUCUAUUUGACGUUGCUCAACAAGAUUUUCUUAUUGCCAAAUAUCCAAUUGCGUUUUACAAAGAAAUUUUCAACGUAAUUGAAUCGAUCCACUGCUUUUUAAGUGAAUAUUUCUGUAUAUCUCACGUUGAAACAGUGAAAAGCUGUGAUUAGUUAGUUUUUUGUAUUUUUGUUGAGCUUUUGCCGUUGUUAUCUGCUUUUUUUUUUGUUCAAUAUUUUUACUAAAUAAAAUUAGGCGUGACAUUUUUCACAUGUUUUAUUUUUCACCUAACC